CGUUACGCUCUCUCUCUUUGCUCUCUCCUCUCUUUUUGGAUGGAUGUAUAAUAAUGGAUCUCUGCCAAAACGCUCAAUUUAAAAUCGUGUAAAAGGCGAAUUUCUUUUGAGCGUUCUCCUUUCUGUCUCUUUUCCUCUAUUCUGUCCCUCUUAUCUAUCUCUCUGCUUGAUUUGCUUGCUGUUUUAAUUACUUAUUUACUGUAGAUUUAUGCUUAAGUGCUUUACUUUUAACUUUAGGUUUUUGAGUUUAAAAACUAUUUUUGUUUAUAUGUACAAAAUACGUUCAGUGCGUCGCUGCCCCUGCCUGUGUCGCUGCCUCUGCCCGCGUAGACUGCGACUAUUGUUUGUUGUCGUUGUUGUUGCAUGUGAACUUUUCCGUAUCCCCCACCGAAAGAGGGAGCGAGAUGGGGCGAUGCGACUGCCAAAAUGAGAGGGCCAAUUUUGUAGUUGUAGUUGUUAGGUUGUUGUUGUUGCUGCUCCUCUUCUUCUCCACCUCCACUCUCCCCUUUCCACUCUCUUCGCCGUUAAUUAUUUUUUCACUCCUUUGCUUUGUGGCUCAUCUUCGCUUUAUCCUGCGCGCUCUCUCACUUGCUCUACUCUACCCCUCUCUCACUCACACAGCACUAGCAGCAACAACAACGCUGCACACAACAUCAAUAUAUUGGAUAUAUAUCAACACUUUUUCGCCUGCGUGUGUGUCUGUGAGUGUGCAUGCGUGCGCUUGUCGAUUUUCACUGCCUUCUUUUCUUUGUGUGUAUAUGCGCUGCGCGUUGUGUUUGUCUGCUGCGACCGAGUGUGUUUGUUGGUGUGUGUGAACGAAACGAAAUGCGUUUAAGGCUAACGUUUUUCAAAAAAUCCUUUUUUUGCGGAUUUCGCGAUUACCGACAAUUAAAACGGCACUGCACACGCGGCCUCCAAAAGUGCGGCUCUUAAAUUUGCUGCCCGAGUUACGAUUUGUUUGAUGCUACGCACGGUUUUCGGACACUUUUACACGGGGCUUUGUUUUUACCCAUCGCAUCGUCGACUCUUUGCUUCAGUGCUAGAGCUGAAACAAAGUCGAUGGUUAUUCAAUUCUAUCGAUAUUGCCAGAAGGAAGCUAUCGAUAGAAACUCACGGCGCUAUUAAACAUCGAGUUUAAUCGAUGGAUUUUACUAAAAUAAUCGCAAACAUUUCCAGCUUUAUUUCCUGGCUUUCCCGAUCUUUUAAAGCAUAUUUCGGGCCAGGACAAGAUGCCCAUAACCGGGCUGUGCAUCGAGCUGCGUCCCAACCUGCGCAGCGGCGUCGCCUUCUUGCGAUUCGACCACCAGAUCUCGCAGACCCACGAAACGCGCCUUGUCAUCCGGGACUACAAUGUUUACAUCAGCGAGAAACCGAGAAGGCGGGAGAAUCAGGAGGACUUCAGUUCGGAUAGCGAUAGCGAAGACUCCGACGAGUUGUUGCUCAUCCGGCACGACCACUUCGGCAUGGACAUUGGCUGCUUGUCCACUUUCCUGGUCAGCGGCAGCCACAUAAGCUUCCGCUUCAACUACAACCAGAUAGAUUUGGAUGCCGUGGAUGGUGGCUCGGUGGAGGUGCCUCUAGCACCGCUUCUCCUCUCCUGCCACGAGGAUGAGGUUAUUUCCAUCAACUGCCGCGACUGCCGGGCGGAACUGGUGGAGGCCAGAAACUAUCGAAGGCUGAGGGAGUUUCCCAGCUGCGUGGUGGAUCCAAGCGAAUUCUUCUGCCACAAUCAUCAUGGACAGGGAUGCAAGACCCAACCUGUCAGUUUGGUGCCCGGCGAAGUAGAUCUUUUCUACGGCCUUAACUAUGUGGUCAUCAGGCUUAACGAAGAUAAUCCGCACGUUCUCAAUCGCGAGGAUCACUUGUACUGCAAGCGCUGCAUGCGUUUUUUGGGUCAGACCAUGUUCAAUUGCGCCGCCGCUCGCCUCUGGGCGGAUGCAGUGCGUUGGCUGCCUGAAGGAGCGACGGCAGCUGCCCCCGGGCGUCACUUCUUCAAGAGCUCUACGCUGACGCAGCUAGUCAAGCGAGUGCUCCACUCUCUGUGGCCACAGCCCCUGCCCCAGCUCUGUUUGAGCACUAGUCGCGCUUUGCUGGUCACCUCGCUGCCCAGCCGGAGGCAACAGUACAUGUUCCUGCACGUAGUGGAGUCGCAGCUCCGUGUUCUGCGUCGGAUUCGUCCGGAUUCAAACCGGCUGCGCUGCUACCGCACCUGCAAACUAUACUACGGCGUUUUUGGAUCCGAUCCACCGCUGCUGGCGAAGUGGCAGGCCCAGCAAACACUGCCCCAAAUGGAGAUCUCGCCGGAUAUGUUCCUGGCGUUGCAGCAGAGACUCGAGUUCAACGGUCAGUUGAUUCCGCACGCCUGGCGCGUGAACUCCGAGGAGGAGCAGCUGCAGCUGACGUACUUCUUCUAUGAUAACGAGGAGCAGCCCGAGGGCGUGGCCGUUACCUCGGAUGUUUUUCUGGAUCAGCUAAGCCAUAUGGACGACAAGCAGAAGGAGCAGGAUCAGUACGAAACGGAUGCAGGACAUGCUAGCGAAAGCGACGACGAGUACUCGGAUACGGACACGGACUCUGAGGCGGCGGUUCAUUCGCUGGGCAAGCGGACGCUCCCCAAACGCUGCCCGACUCCGCCACGUUCCUGCCUCAACAUGUCCACCUCCAUCUCGUCCGCUUCUUCGGAGGAUAAGUAGUUCCCCUCGUUUAUAACCCUCCGCAAGUCAAAAGUCUAGAUCCCUGUUUUCUUUGCUUUCGUUGUUGGUUGUACAUAGGUGAUAGAAUUAAUGGUUACUUGGUUAUUCUUUACUUAUAAUCCUCUGCUUAAUUUUAAAAUUGAAUCCUUCGGUUUCGUUGGUCGUUGUAGAUAAUCGUUAGAAUCAAUAGUUAAGCAAGCGGAAUUGAUCUAGCAUUAAAUAAUAUUGGUUGGUAGUCCA
Drosophila rhopaloa is the source of this 2933-nucleotide messenger RNA. RefSeq lists its product as uncharacterized. The transcript has a single exon. The record is from RefSeq and is a predicted model, not a curated record. The coding region runs from base 1230 to 2693 and encodes 487 amino acids. Lineage: Eukaryota; Metazoa; Arthropoda; Insecta; Diptera; Drosophilidae.